GAACUGCUUCCGGGUCAGGGGGCAGAAGCCACCAUGGAACCUCUUUGGGUUGUGGGGCUGGCGGAACUGCGGACCGGCGUCUGCAGCCAGUGAGGCGCUGCGCGUCCAGCGUCGCUGGGGAUACUCAGGCCGUCCCCGGAGAGGCACGGCUGCCGCAAUGUCGGUGUUGGGCGAGUACGAGCGACACUGCGAUUCCAUCAACUCGGACUUUGGGAGCGAGUCUGGGGGUGGCGGGGAGUCGGGCCCGGGCCCCAGCGCCAGUGCGGGGCCGCGGGUCGGUGGCGGCGCGGCGGAGCAGGAGGAGCUGCACUACAUCCCUAUCCGCGUCCUGGGCCGCGGCGCCUUCGGGGAAGCCACGCUGUACCGCCGCACCGAGGUUAUUUUGAGAAUCAAACGAAGGUUUUUUGCAAACUGUAAAGUGGUGUACGAAAGUGAGGAUGACUCACUGGUUGUGUGGAAGGAAGUUGAUUUGACCCGACUAUCUGAAAAGGAACGUCGUGAUGCCUUGAAUGAGAUUGUUAUCCUGGCGCUGCUGCAGCAUGACAACAUUAUUGCCUACUACAAUCACUUCAUGGACAAUACGACCCUGCUGAUUGAGCUAGAAUACUGUAAUGGAGGGAACCUGUAUGACAAAAUCCUUCGUCAGAAGGACAAAUUGUUUGAGGAAGAGAUGGUGGUGUGGUACCUUUUUCAAAUUGUUUCAGCAGUGAGCUGUAUCCAUAAAGCUGGUAUCCUGCAUAGAGAUAUAAAGACAUUAAAUAUUUUUCUGACCAAGGCAAACCUGAUAAAACUUGGAGAUUAUGGUCUUGCAAAAAAACUUAAUUCCGAGUAUUCUAUGGCUGAGACGCUUGUGGGAACCCCGUAUUACAUGUCUCCAGAGCUCUGCCAAGGAGUAAAAUACAAUUUCAAGUCCGAUAUCUGGGCAGUAGGCUGUGUCAUUUUUGAACUGCUAACGCUAAAGAGAACAUUUGAUGCUACCAAUCCACUCAACCUGUGUGUGAAGAUCGUGCAAGGAAUCCGGGCCAUGGAAGUUGAUUCUAACCAGUAUUCUUUGGAAUUGAUCCAGAUGGUCCAUGAGUGCCUCGACCAGAAUCCUGAGCAGAGACCCACUGCGGAUGAACUUUUGGAUCGCCCUCUUCUCAGGAAACGUAGGAGAGAGAUGGAGGAAAAAGUCACUCUUCUUAACGCACCUACAAAGAGACCAAGGUCAAGCACCGUGACUGAAGCACCCAUUGCUGUGGUAACAUCACGAACCAGUGAAGUCUAUGUUUGGGGUGGUGGGAAAUCCACCCCGCAGAAACUGGAUGUCAUCAAGAGUGGCUGUAGUGCUCGGCAGGUGUGCGCAGGGAAUACUCACUUUGCUGUGGUCACAGUGGAGAAGGAACUAUACACUUGGGUGAACAUGCAAGGGGGCACUAAGCUUCACGGUCAGCUGGGCCAUGGAGACAAGGCUUCCUAUCGACAGCCAAAGCACGUGGAAAAGUUGCAAGGCAAAGCCAUCCGUCAGGUGUCAUGUGGGGAUGAUUUCACAGUCUGUGUGACAGAUGAGGGCCAGCUCUAUGCCUUUGGAUCAGAUUAUUAUGGUUGCAUAGGGGUAGAUAAGAUUGCUGGCCCUGAAGUACUAGAGCCCAUGCAGCUGAACUUCUUCCUCAGCAAUCCAGUGGAGCAGGUCUCCUGUGGGGAUAAUCAUGUGGUGGUCCUGACACGAAACAAGGAAGUCUAUUCUUGGGGCUGUGGUGAAUAUGGACGACUGGGUUUGGAUUCAGAAGAGGAUUACUAUACACCACAAAGGGUGGAUGUUCCCAAGGCUUUGAUUAUUGUUGCAGUUCAGUGUGGCUCUGAUGGGACCUUUCUGCUGACGCAGUCAGGCAAAGUGCUGGCCUGUGGACUCAAUGAGUUCAACAAACUGGGUCUGAAUCAGUGCAUGUCAGGAAUUAUCAACCAUGAAGCAUACCACGAAGUUCCCUACACAACCUCCUUUACCUUAGCCAAGCAGUUGUCUUUUUAUAAAAUCCGUACCAUUGCUCCAGGCAAGACUCACACAGCUGCUAUUGAUGAGCGAGGCCGUCUGCUGACAUUUGGCUGCAAUAAGUGUGGGCAGUUGGGUGUUGGGAAUUACAAGAAGCGCCUGGGAAUCAACCUGUUGGGAGGACCUCUCGGUGGGAAGCAAGUGAUCAGGGUCUCCUGCGGUGAUGAGUUCACCAUUGCUGCCACUGAUGAUAAUCACAUUUUUGCCUGGGGCAAUGGUGGUAAUGGUCGCCUGGCAAUGACCCCCACUGAGAGAUCACAUGGCUCUGAUAUCUGUACCUCAUGGCCUCGGCCUAUUUUCGGAUCUCUGCAUCAUGUCCCGGAUCUGUCCUGCCGUGGCUGGCAUACCAUUCUCAUUGUUGAGAAAGUACUGAAUUCUAAGACCAUCCGUUCUAAUAGCAGUGGCCUCUCCAUUGGAACUGCGGUCCAGAGCUCUAGCCCAGGAGGAGGUGGUGGUGGUGGUGGUGGUGGUGGUGGUGGUGGUGGUGGCGGUGGCGGUGGAGGUGAAGAGGAGGACAGUCAGCAGGAAUCUGAAACUCCUGAUCCAAGUGGAGGCUUUCGAGGAACAAUGGAAGCAGACCGAGGAAUAGAAGGUUUCAUCAGUCCUACUGAGGAUAUGAGGAAUAGUUGUGGAGCCAGCAGCUCCUGUCCCGGCUGGCUUCGAAAGGAGCUGGAAAACGCAGAGUUCAUCCCCAUGCCAGACAGCUCAUCUCCCCUAAGUGGAGCAUUUUCUGAAUCUGAGAAAGAUACCCUGCCCUAUGAAGAGCUGCAAGGACUCAAAGUAGCCUCCGAAGUGCCUGUGGAACCUAAGCCCCAUGUAGGAACCUGGCUUCCCCGGCUGACUCCUGCAGUACCAUGUGCUGGCAAGGGAGCACCAUUGACCCCUCCUGCCUGUGCGUGUAGCACUCUGCAGGUGGAGGUUGAGAGAUUGCAGAGUCUGGUGUUGAAGUGUCUGGCUGAACAACAAAAAUUACAGCAAGAAAACCUCCAGAUUUUUACUCAGCUACACAAGCUGAACAAGAAAUUAGAAGGAGGGCAGCAGGUGGGGAUGCAUUCCAAAGGAACUCAGACAGCAAAGGAAGAGAUGGAAAUGGAUCCAAAGCCUGACUUAGAUACAGAUUCCUCCUGGUGCCUUCUGGGAACAGAGUCUUGUCGAUCCAGCCUCUAGUCUCCUGAGCCUGCCUAGCCCCCAGGAAACUGGGAUCCAAAGAACUUCACAGCACACUUACUGAAUGCAGAGAGCAGCUUUUCUGGCUUUGUUCACUUGCAGACAAGGAGCACAGGCAGAGGCACUGAAGCACUUUCCUUGUGUGUUUGGAGAGUGGCAUUAUUUAGAUAGGAUCUAGAGUGAUUUUAUUUUGGAGAAAGGCCCUGUAGCCCUGGUUUUGUCAUCAGUGACUGCCAUAGCAACAGCAGCUCUGUACCUCAUCUGUUGAAGAGACACAGUGCUCACUUUAAUUGCGCUGGUAGCAACUCCUAUCCCAUUUAUCAUUUUUACCGUUGGUGUUAAGCUGCCUUGGGAAUUCAGCACCAGGCAUUGCACCUCUGGGUGAGGAGGGGAAAGUGUAAAGCUGGAGCGUGCUGGGAUCACACACAGCCUGCCCAGGUCCUCUAGAGAAUGGUAAAGUUUGCACAGCCCUCAGGAGCCAUGAGUUGAGGAAAAUUUGUAUGGUGAAGUCAAGCACAUUUUUAGAAAGUUACUUGAUGCAGCUAGAUGCUUAAGGGAGGAAGUAGGUUUAGAUUGCUUUUCCUCCGAAGGUUGAUGAAAUGUCUUUAAUGAGAAGCAGAGUAAGAACAGAGCCAUCCUCGGCACACAGUAUGGGUGUUCAGGCUGUGGCUAGUGCAGGGUGGGAUUUCCUAGAUUUCCCAGCUCUGAAAGGUGCCUCUAAAGAAGGAAGAGUGUCUCAGAGAACUGAGUCAGGAGCCUUAGGCAAGGGCCUUAGGAGCAAAUCGAGAGGGAGAGGAGUGCCUCCUUCAGUGCUUCUACCUGGCUAGGACACCAAGUCUUCUGCCCCAGGAGGGCUUUUUGUGCCUCUGCCUUAGUGGCUCUUAGGAGACUGAUCUUGACUUAGCAGCUCCAGCCUCUCUCUCUCAUGUCUAGUCAGUAUUUCUCUCCUUUUGGUAUUUUUUGAAGCCAUAUUAUAACCAGUGAAUCUGUAUCAUCUUUCCUAUUGAGUGGCCCAAAGCCAGCACCAAACCCUGGGGGUCCCGGACCCUAACAGAACAUGUAGAACCUACCAAGUGAAAGAAAUCUGGCUGUAGACUCCCUUUCCUUUCCUUUUUCCUUCCUUCCUUUUCUUUCUUUCUUUCUUUUUUUUUUUUUUUUUUUUGAGACAGGAUCUCGCUAUGCAGUUCAGGCUGGCCUUGGGGUUUUGUAGCCCAGGCCGGUCCUGAACUUGCAGUGAUCCUUUUGCCCUAGCCCCCCAAGUUCCAGGAUUACAGGCAUGCACCACAACACCAGGCCCAGCAGACUCACUUCUAACAUGUCUGUAUAGUCAAAAGCAAAUUAGCUUUCCCGAGAGAGACAAUAAAGAAUAAAACUGUAAAUAGACAGUUUCCAUACAAGUAUGUAAUGGUUUAUCUUAAGGAUGUGAGUUUUGUAUUUCCAUAAAGCCUUAGGAAACGUUCCUGUAUUUUGGGUCACAGAAGUUUUGAUGAGUUUCAUAUCCUUCCUCCUUAAAGCUAUGUUAAUUUUGUUUUAUUUUUCCCAAACCAGUCUGUUUAAUAUUUCAGGAGAACUUGUGGAAGGGAGAUUUUACCCUCUCCCUAACACUGGUAGUGUAAAGGCUGGUGCCGGUGAGAAAAAUCUAUAGGGAAGGGCAACUCUGUCCAAUGGGAUCUGUGCUGUCCCAUUGUUUUCUCAAUUCUGAGAAGCAUAGUACAGUAGUACUAAUGUAAUCACUGAAGCCUUUUCCUAAAGUAAGGGAAAGGCCAAGCCUGAAUUAAAGUUACAAGGUCUGGGGUUUUGCUGUAAACCCUAACAGUGGUUUUGGUUCAUCAUGUAAAUGCAGCUGUGGUUUUCUUAAGGACUAGCUGACCUUUCAUGUCCCUGUAUCCUCAUGCUCACCAUCUCAGCAGGCCUGAGCAAGAGGGUUAUUUGGAUUUUGUCAUGAGGAUCACUUCUGCUCUGGAGCUGAGGGACAUGGGCACAUUGCUGGGACUUUAGGAUGACAGUGUGUGAAAGUGGGGUGAAAGCCCUGGUGGGGAGUCAUUCCCGAGCAGUGAAACUCAGUGGCCAGUUUCUCUAGCAUGUUCCCUUGAGAAGUUGAGGUUUGCUGUUAAUCUGGCUGAGAAUCUUAAAUUCUGUGCCUUAGAAACAAUUUGCACUUUGCAAAAUUGUGCCUGAGUCAACCAUAUGAUUUUUCCAUCAAACAGCUAUGCAAGCAGAAACCAGUUCCAAGGUGGCAGCAGUGCAUUAGAUAGCGUGAAAGGCAAGGCAGCAAAAAUACCUUUGAAUGCUUUCCUGGAGCUAAUUCUCCCCCAAGUUUUGUCCGGCUUUUUUUCUUUAUGCAGUGGUAGAUGCUCUCAGUUUGCUAGUAGUUUUGCUUUUGAGUUACAGUAUAAUUUGGGUUACUCCUACUUGCUGACACUGUUGCUGAAGAGCUAGCUUACUGUUAGCCAGAUGCUGGAAAGAUUGAGGGUGGAAUGGUUUGGCAUUUCUGUUUUAAAUAAACAUUUAAACUUUCAA
This is a messenger RNA of Cavia porcellus (domestic guinea pig), 5716 nucleotides long. RefSeq names its product NIMA related kinase 9 (gene Nek9). Gene Ontology annotation, molecular function: ATP binding; protein kinase activity; protein kinase binding. The record is from RefSeq and is a predicted model, not a curated record. NCBI's taxonomy places the organism in Eukaryota, Metazoa, Chordata, Mammalia, Rodentia, Caviidae. Bases 158 to 3196 code for a protein of 1012 amino acids. Gene Ontology annotation, cellular component: centrosome. Gene Ontology annotation, biological process: protein phosphorylation. The transcript is spliced from 23 exons.